Messenger RNA from Entrophospora sp. SA101, 1452 nucleotides. The record is from the annotation of a GenBank genome assembly. NCBI's taxonomy places the organism in Eukaryota, Fungi, Glomeromycota, Glomeromycetes, Entrophosporales, Entrophosporaceae.
AUGGUUAAAAAGAAAAGUGGAAGAACUCUUAAUCCAGCUGAUGCGCAUCGUAAAGCGAUGCGCCAGAAAGAGAUCAAGAAGAAUAAGGCUGAAAGGAGAAGAAUAAGAACUCUUGUUAUGAUGCACAAAGAUACAUCAAAACUUGAGGAGGAAAUAACACGUUAUAAAACUUUAGAUAAAGGAAAACGGCUAGAUAAAAAUGGAAAAGUCAAAUUGAAAGACUUGGAAGAUAAAUUUUCAAAAAUAAUAGAAACUAAAAAAGCACAUGGCGUUUCUGUAGUCAAUGAUAAACCAAAAGCUACAUUUUAUAAUCCUUCUGGAUUACUACCAACAACUGAUGCUGGAAAUUAUUCCACAACAGAUGAUGAAAGAAGUUUGGUUCAUAGUGAUGAAAGUACUGAUGAUUUAUCAGAUGAUGAUGAAAAUUCAGAAGAAAUUGAUGAUACAGAUGAGGAAAUAGAUGAAGAUAUACCUUUACCUUCUGGUUCACCACCAAAACAAAUAAAUGAAACAUCAGCUAAUGAUGACGAUGAAUUACCAGAAUUACCUCCUGGUCCACCACCUUCAAAAAAACGAUUUGAAAUUAGCGAUGACGAAGGAAAAGGUGAUGAAGGUGACGAAAGUGAGGAUGAUGAUUUACCUUCUUUACCACCAGGACCUCCUCCAUCAAUGAUGAAAAAACAACAAAAAAUGGUAACAAAAAUACCACCUCCGCCGUCGCCAUCAUCAUUUGGAUUUUAUCAUUCUAAUCAUCACCCACCAUUUCUUCUGCCAGCUAAUCCUUUUAUGAUGUAUAAUGGUCCACCACCAGGUCCACUAAAUAAUCAAAUACAAAAUAUGAUACCACCACAUCCUCCAUCACCGAACUCAUUUCCUCCUGGAACUGGUUCUAAUCCUUUUGGGAGACUGCCAACACCUAUACAUGGACAAAUAUAUUCAUCACAUACACAAGUAUCAAGACCACCACCAUUUAGUACGAAAUUUUCACAUUAUGGCCCACCACCACUACAAAAUCAACAACCAAAACAAUUUUCUCAACUAAGUUCAUCUCCUAACUCAAUUUCAUCGUCAUUAUCACCUUUUAAAUCAAAUAAUACAGCUGAGCCUCAAGUUCGUAAUUUACAAAAAGAAUUAACAGCUUUAGUACCAGCCUCGUUGUUACGAAAAAAAGCUGCAUCUAAUAAACCAAAGGUUAUUAGACCAUCGGUAAACACUGCGCCAAAUAUUGAUGAUGGUUUAAUAACGGAAAUAACUUCUUCUUCACCUUCAUUUACAAUACCUAUUAAAAGACCAUCAUCUUCAUCUGUAGUUGCUAAUAUACCACUUUUACAAAAUCAAUCUUCAAAUGAUAAGCAACAGCAAGCUCCUCCUCCUCUUCCUAAAAAAUCUAAAACAAGAAAAAAAGUUGACGAAUACGAAAAAUUUAUGGCAGAAAUGCAAGAUUUAUUAUGA